Hydra vulgaris (swiftwater hydra) is the source of this 722-nucleotide messenger RNA. RefSeq lists its product as uncharacterized. The record is from RefSeq and is a predicted model, not a curated record. NCBI's taxonomy places the organism in Eukaryota, Metazoa, Cnidaria, Hydrozoa, Anthoathecata, Hydridae.
AUCUAUUCAAUACUCUUGAAGAAUAUUUUUUAAAGAAGGGUCAAGGACCUUGUACUCAAAUGAUUGAGACUAUAUUACAACAGCUUAAUGUUCAACGCCAAGCAUAUCAUGGAAAAAGUUUUAUUGGAAAUCAUGUGCAUAAAAUGCUUAAAAAACCUUCAAUACUUCGGUUAUGCAACUCUAUACCUAAGUUUGUUUAUGAUGAAGGUUAUUCAGGGACCAAUAUACAUCUAAAAUCAAUAGAAAUUAGCAAGCAAUACAAACAGCUCUUUGAUAAAUUUGCACAGUGUUAUAACAUAUUUUCAUCCAAAAAUACUAUUUCAACAGAAAAAUUAAGUAUUUUAAAAAAGAAGAUAAACGAUUUGAUGCAAUUUUAUCGGGAAAAUUGGCCCGAGGCCUCAGUGUCGCCAAAGUUACAUAUGCUGGAACGUCAUACUGUUCCGUUUUUAAAAAAAUGGAAAGCGGGAUUUGGGUUUUAUGGCGAGCAAGGCGGCGAGUCGAUACAUGCAGAGUUCAAUAAACUGAAAAAUAUAUAUCAAUCAAUUCCUUGUCCAACAAUGCAAUUGAAAAGUAUUCUGAAAUCCCAUUACCAAAAGACAAACCCAGAGAACAUGCGACUUAAGCCAUGUGUAAAAAAAAGAAAAUUUGUUAAGAAAAUUGCUUGAAUAUCGUCGAGUCUCCGAAGAAGGGAAAUUAAAAACGGCUAUUUUCAUAGCCACAAA